This is a messenger RNA of Gossypium raimondii (Peruvian cotton), 2156 nucleotides long. Its product is annotated as CMP-sialic acid transporter 3. The record is from RefSeq and is a predicted model, not a curated record. Gene Ontology annotation, cellular component: Golgi membrane. Gene Ontology annotation, molecular function: pyrimidine nucleotide-sugar transmembrane transporter activity. Bases 813 to 1757 code for a protein of 314 amino acids. The transcript is spliced from 15 exons. NCBI's taxonomy places the organism in Eukaryota, Viridiplantae, Streptophyta, Magnoliopsida, Malvales, Malvaceae. Gene Ontology annotation, biological process: pyrimidine nucleotide-sugar transmembrane transport.
GUGUAUUAUUGCAGCCUAUAUUGGUUUAUAUGUCAAAGGUGGAUGGCGGUUUCAAGUUUAGUCCCAUUAGCGUUAACUUUCUCACUGAGGUGGCCAAAGUUAUUUUCGCCAUUACUAUGCUCUUGUUCCAGGUUAGAUAAGUCAAAGAAAACUGGAGGGGUCUGAAAGAGGGACGGGGUUACAAAAUUCGUCAACUAUUUCUGCUCGACAUAAGAAAGUUGGUGAGAAAUCUCUUCUUUCAAUUUCUUCAUUAGUGCAGGUAAGAAAUUUACUUCCACAACUCUAUGAUUCUGAUUGCAAUUGUAUCAUUAGUUUUUGUAUCACUAAUUUCACUAUUGAUUCUGAGUAAUAUUAAUAAUCUUGAUGGUUUUAUGUUGUAUCUCAUUAAGCUUCUGAUAAAGAAGGAAACUACUCCAAGCUUGAGUUAAAUAUGUGUUGCAACAAGUGAUUAGAACUUGUAGGCAAUGCUGAAGACCAACGGUUGGGCUUAUUAGUAGUUUAAUGUUAAUCUUUUAGGGUUCUUCUGAUGAAAUGGGAUCACUUUGUAUUGAGUGUUAAAUUGUGUGACUGAUUAAGGAACUGACUUAACCAUACAUGCUUUCUGGUAAUACCAACAUGGUUAUUUUUUGUGAUCCUAGUUGAUGCUUUUUAGAUAUUUUGGGUAAAAAAUGUAGAGAAGUUAGAAGAAUUCCAGUUGCCAUCCUGAAAGUAAAGAUGCAGCAGGUUGGUGAAAUGUUUUUAAUUUCACAUAGAUUUGGCUUCUUUAUACGUUUUCUUGAUCUUUUGCAGUAAAUUUGGUGGGACACAGCACUAUGCAGUGUUCAACUUUGAUGAGACUAAUGUUAGAUGAGCCAUCAAUUUUGUUUUAUCUUUCCGUAGUGAAGGCUGCUCGAAAUAAUGUGCUUCUUGCAGUUCCAGCUCUGCUUUAUGCUAUUAAUAAUUACCUAAAGUUUAUCAUGCAGCUUUAUUUCAAUCCUGCAACUGUGAAGAUGCUUAGCAACCUGAAGGUUUUGGUAAUAGCUAUCUUGUUAAAGAUGAUCAUGAAACGGCGGUUUUCUAUCAUUCAGUGGGAGGCUCUUGCUUUGUUGCUUAUUGGAAUUAGCAUAAACCAGUUGCGGUCUUUACCAGAGGGUACUACUUCAUUUGGUCUUCCGGUUGCAACUGGCGCAUACUUGUAUACACUAAUUUUCGUUACUGUUCCAUCCCUAGCAUCUGUCUUUAAUGAAUAUGCUUUAAAGAGCCAGUUUGAGACAAGCAUUUACCAUCAGAACUUGUUUCUUUAUGGAUAUGGUGCCAUUUUCAAUUUCCUAGCCAUUCUUGGAACUGCAAUUUUUAAAGGUCCCAAUAGCUUGGAUAUCCUGCAGGGACAUUCAAAGGCUACCGUGCUCUUAAUAUACAACAAUGCAGCCCAAGGGAUCUUAUCAUCUUUCUUCUUCAAAUAUGCAGAUACAAUCUUGAAAAAGUACUCCUCAACCAUUGCCACAAUUUUUACUGGCAUAGCAUCUGCUGUGUUGUUUGGUCACACACUGACUAUCAACUUUGUUUUAGGAAUAUCAGUUGUGAUUAUCUCCAUGCAUCAGUUUUUCUCAGCACUUUCUGAGGUUAAAGAUGAAAAACAAAGUGGUAGUUUGGAGAUGAUGGACAGCCAAGACAGCAAGAGGUCUAAGGAUACAUCAAUCUUAAAUAUGACUACUGGAGCAAAUGAAGAUGCUAGUCAUCGUGUUCAUGAGGAUGAAAAAAGACUUCUUCCAGUUUGAGUUCCACAUAAUUGGAACAAUUUUCGAGUAAUACAUUUUUUUAGGUGGACUCAGAUGGACAAAAGAAAACACAAAUUUUAGCUACUGAACAGAAAAAACGCCAUCUAAAUGGUUCCUCAUAAUUCUUAACUUCAUUCGUCUCUUAAUGCAUUAGUCUAUGAAACAAGUGGGCUGCUGGCUGCAUCACCAGUAAGUUGAAGAUCUGCAUCUGCUAUAGAAGAAAAGUUGAAAUUUUUUUUACUGGAUUAUAGAGAUCUUAUAUUUCUUUUUUAUUCAUGGAGUGAAGGACUUGGUUAUUUUAAUAAAUCCUUCAAACUCAUGGACCAUUGCAUUUGUGAACAUUGAAUAUGCCUUGAAUAUUUUGAAAUCCAAUCGAAUGCACUCUACAUUUACCAAGAA